CAACAACAACAGCAACAGCAACAAGUACCAGAAACCGAACGGCAAUUGAAUUCGUUCAUAACUCAACGCUUUGAAGUGGACUACAGAACCACUCCGGAAUUUUUACUUGCGGCUGCAAUAACUUCCCCCGAACAAACCCCCUUUAUUCGCGACUUAAUUGAUAAUUUAUUUGCAACCUUAGUGGAAAAUGACAGUAGCUCACUUACGGGUAUUUUAAAUAUUAUGAAAGAACAGGGCAAUGAUUUUAUUGUCGAAGUACUUUUGAAAUUCUACACUUCUCGAAACUCCAUUGAAGCCUUAGAUAAAGUCAUUGGUAAAGCCAUUCAAUUAGGAGUGUUUGAACAAAUCUUAUCGGCCGUUGAUCAAGAUCAUAAGGAUGCUGCUAAGUUUAUUAUUGAAUCUUCGUUAUUUGGCAUUGAUUUUAAGGCCCUAAUUAAAGCCAAGAUUAAGGAUUCUACCAUUAAAUCCGAUUUCUAUCCGGCUUUAUUACAAGCCGUUGAUGAACGUGCUCAACGUGAUUAUAAUGUAAUUCAACAGAUUCCCCUCGGACAAAUAAUUCCGGCCAAUGAUGCCAGAAAUGUCUUACGAUUACCCACUGUCCAUUUCUUAUUAGAGACAUUAACUACGUCUAAGGGGUUAGUCAAUAAUGAGAAAUUAAAGCCAGUUCAAUUACUUAUCCUCACUACUUAUCCUCGAUUAAUUAAUUUCGGAAAUGAUCAUGAUGAAGCCAUCUUAUCGAACGCGGAAACAUGUCUUAAUUUCCCUCCGAAUGUCGAACAAGAAAUGAAGACUAGUUAUAAGAAGAUGUAUAAUAAAGAAGUUGAAAUUAAAGUAAUUGUGGAUGAUUUAGUGGAUAUGAAAAAUAGUAAUGAACCUCAUAAACAAGAUGUAUUUGCCUGUAUGAUACAUUCAUUACUUGAUGAAUAUAAAUUCUUUUCUGGUUAUCCACUAGCAGCAUUAGCAUCUACUUCACUUUUAUUUGGUGCAUUAUUAGAAAAAUCUUUAAUUCAAGGUACUACCCUUACCGUAGCAUUGAAUUUUAUAUGGGAAUCAUGUAAUCAACCACCAGAUUCUCAUUUAUUUAAAUUCGCCGUUCAAUCCUUAUAUAAUUUCAAAUCGAAAUUACAUGAGUAUCCAUCAUAUUGUAAACAUUUAUUAGAGUGUCGAUCAUUACAUCAACAUGCCAGAAUGUUUCAAAUCGUUAAGGAUGCAGCUAAUGGUAUACCAUGUGUAACUCAGAAUGCUACUCCUACACCAGAAGCUUCAGGAAUAAAAUAUCAAUCCAUUAAUGUGAGUGAUAGACCCAUUGGAAAUGGUUUAAUUGAACAAGAAGAACCUCCUGCCAAUGUAUCCGAUCGAUUAUUAUUUGCCGUAAAUAAUAUGACAGAAUCAGAUUUACGUCUAGGAGAAAUUCGAGAUUCAUUAAAGGAAAGUUAUUUCGGAUGGUUUGCGAAUUAUAUUGUUUCCGAUCGAGCCAAAGCCGAGCCGAAUAAUCAUAUAUUAUAUUCUACUUUAGUCAAUGCUAUUGAUAAUACUACUUUCUAUAAUUAUGUAUUAAGAAUAACUUUAAGUGAAAUUGAUAGAAUCACUAAGAACUUUAGAGGUGCCAGUUCCGAAAGAAACCAAUUGAAAAAUUUAGGUGCAUGGUUAGGAAUAAUCACAUUGGCUAAUGAAAAACCUUUGAGAAGAGAUCAGAUUGCCAUUAAGUUCUUAUUGGUAGAAGCAUAUGACUUUAAGACUAUCCCCUUAAUCUUACCAUUUGUAUGUAAAUUCUUAGUUCAAGGUAAAGAUACCAAGAUCUUUAAACCUCCUAAUCCGUGGAUUGUGGGGAUUCUUAAAGUCUUGGCCGAAUUAUAUGAUUAUGCCGAAUUGAAUCUUAAUCUGAAAUUUGAAAUUGAAGUAUUAUUUAAAGCCUUUAAUCAUAUGAAAGUUAAGGAUGUAACUCCUACCACCAUCAUUAGAGAUCAUAAUCCGGAUCCUUCUGCUUUGGCUGCUAUGUUUGGUAUUCAUUCAGAAACAGUCAUGUUAAGUAAUGAAAUAGCCAGAUUGCAAUUAGACCCCCUGGAUCUUCAAGCUCAGUAUCCACCUCAACAGCUUGUGGGUGGUCAAUUACCACUUCCUCAGCUUCAACCUCAACAAUUGGCUCAACAGCAGCAACAGCAGCAACAGCAACAGCAACUUCAGGCUCAGGCCCAAGCACAGGCUCAACAACAACAACUUCAACCUCAGCAACAACCACAAGAAGGCUUGGAUACAAGCUUUAGUAACUUGAUUGGAACCACCAUCUUCACGCAAAAUCCAAAUUGGAGAAGAGCCUUCCAAGCAUCAUUGGCAAGAGCUGUUCGAGAAUGUGCUGUACCCAUUUUAACUCGAGUUUCAGAAGCAGUUCUUACUACAACUGAAGCACUUGUUAGAAAGGACUUUGCUCUUGAAAAGGAUGCCCUUAAAUUCCGCAAUAGUUAUCAGAAUUUAGCUCAACAAUUGGCUCAUAGAAUGGUAUUAUCCAGUGGUAAAAAGGUAUUAGCUGAAACCAUUGAAAGUACUAUGAUACAAUUAUUAGGUAAUCCCGAUGAAAUCCCAUUGGCAGAAUUAAAUACUGCUAUAUUAGAUAAUGUAGGAUUAUGUGUAGAUAUUGUUGAUAAGAUAGCUCAAGAUAAUAUCAGUGAAUUAAUUGAUGAAAGAAUGAAAAUUCAUGUAUUAUUACGAGAACAACAUAAUCCAAUUCAACCAUUUAUUGAUGAAGGAGCUUCGGAAUAUUCUAUGAGAUUGCCAGAACCUUUAGGUUUGAAACAAGAGGGACUUUCCUCUAAUCAGUUAAGAAUUUAUGAGACUUUUGGGUCCAUUAAUUCUAUGCUUGAUGAUGGAAUUAUGCCUCCUCAAUCGCUAGAAGCUCAGACACAAGUCAUUGCAAGACCCACACUCCAACAGCAACAACAACCGCCACAACAACAGCAGCAGCAACAACCACAGCAACCUCAACAAACAGAAGUAUUCCCCUCGGAUCAAUUGUAUACUUUAAUUCUUCAGAAUUGUCAAAAGGCUAUACAAUUAUUAUCGGAAACUCAAGAAACUAAAUUGGCCGAUUUACCUCCUAAUCAUCCAAUUAUGAUUGCAUUAACUCAAGCAUUAUCACUUGCUCAAAAUAAUGCUAUUAAGUAUCCGGAAUUACUCUUGAAAGUAGCUCAACAUGCGGUAAAUUAUUUAUUUACUCAACAGCAUGAGAAUCCUAUGAGUACAGAAAUAUAUGUAGUUAUAUUGGAUAAAUUAUGUGAAUAUUCUCCAUCUACUGCCAAAGAUGUUACUUGGUGGUUAGUUCAUUCAGAAGAUCAACGGAAAUUUAAUAUGCCAGUAAUGUUUUCUUUAUUAAAAGUUCAAUUAGUUCUGCCAUUAAAAUUAGAUUCAUCAAUUGGUAAAUUAAUUGCCGAAUCAGGUAAUCCUACGGUCGUAAAAUUUGCAGCCGAUUUAUUAUUAAAUGUAUUUAGUGAAUCUGAAACUGAAUCUGAAUCUCAACCAAUUUUAAGAUCAGAAUUUGCUUAUACAAUCGAUACUUUAAGUAAAUUUAAAUCGGAUGAUUCAACCGAUGAACUUAAACAAGCAUCUUUGGCUCGAGAUAAAUUAUUUGAAGCAUUAAAUAAAUUAGAAUCUCCGGCUUCAAAUCAAUUAUAUUCUCAAUUAGGAUAUGUAUUCUCCGAAUGGGUUAAAUUAUUAACUCACCCUGAUCAAUCGAAUGAUUUACAAACUCAAUUUAUUGAAGGGUUAUUAAGUCAUGAUAUUUUAACUGAUCGUCAAUACUUUCAAACCUUCUUUAAAGCCGCUAUUGAAAUCUCCAUUACCGUCUUUGGAGCUGAACAUGAAAUUAAAAACAAGACUCAACAUGAAACUUUCUUAUCGGUAGAUUGUUUAGCCAUGUUAAUAAUUAAAAUCAUUUUAAGAUUUGAAACUCCCUCGGAAGCCAUUAAUUAUUUAAAGAAAAUUAUUCCUGUAAUUUUAACUUCAUUAACUGAAGAUCAUGAAUCCGAUAGUUCAAGUUUAAGUUCAAGUUCAAAUUCAAGUUCAAGUUCAAAUUGGAAUGAACGAGCAUAUUUCCGAUUCUUUUCUUCAUUUGUAAGUUUUUGGAGUGAUUCAAGUAUUGUUGAUGAAGAAUCUAGUAAAUUAUUAGAUGAAUUAGUAUUAAAUUAUAUUGGUGAAGUAUUAACAUUAAUUCAACCAAUUGUAUUACCAGGAUUUAUAUUUGCUUGGAUUACUUUAAUUAGUCAUCGAAUGUUAUUACCAAGAUUAUUAGAAUUACCUAAUAAACAAGGUUAUUCAUCAGUAGUUAAAUUAUUAUCAGCUUUAUUGAAAUUUCAAUCAAUUUAUUCUCGUGAAGGUAAUACUGAUGUAUUUCAAGUUAUAUUUAAAGCUAUUAAUAGAAUCUUUACUAGUAUUUUACAUGAUUAUCCUGAAUUUUUAGUUGAAUGUCAUUAUCAAUUAGUUACUGCUGUACCUAAUGGAUUUAUUCAAUUAAGAAAUAUAAUUCUUUCAGCCACUCCUUCAAAUGUUUCAGCUCCUGAUCCAUUUACUCAAGGUUUAAAAGUUGAAAGAUUACCAGAAAUUAAUCAAUCUCCAAUAAUCUUUUAUGAACCAUCUGAUGAUUUAGUUAAAGUAUUAUUAAAGAAACCAGUUGAAAACUUUUUAAGAAUUCCUGCUCCAGCAUUAGUUCGAACUAUUUAUAAUGGAUUAAAAUUAAAUCAUCCUAAAGUGAUUGAUGAAUUUACUAAUGAUAUUAUUCAUUAUAAUGUUAAAUUAAUUAAUGCAUUAGUUUUACAUGUUGGUAUAUCUGCUGUAGCUGAUAGAUUACCAAAUAAUGUUAGAGGAUUUAAUAUUAAAUCAUCUCAAGUAUCAUUAUUAGUUGAUUUAAUGAAUCAAGGAUCUCUGGAAUUUAAAUAUCAUUUAAUUAAUUCAAUUGCUAAUCAAUUAAGAUAUCCAAAUAGUCAUACUCAUUGGUUUAUUGGAAUUAUAUUACAUUUCUUUAGUUCAAGUUCAAUUUGGGGUACAUUAUCAGUUAAAUUAACUGUCCAAGAAUUAAUUACAAGAGUUUUAUUAGAAAGAAGAAUCGUUAAUAAACCUCAUCCAUGGGGGUUAACUAUUGUAUUUACUGAAUUAGUAAAGAAUGGUGAUUAUGGAUUCUUUGAAUUACCCUUUGUUAAAGAGGCAUCUCCUGAAGUUAAGAGUGUAUUUGAUGUAUUAUCUGUUCAUGUUAAGGGUUCGACUCCUACCGCCGAUCCUUAAUUAGUUUGUUUCCCUCACUCCCUCACUCUUUCCCUCCCUCUCUGUAUAUUAGUAGUGUAAUGCGUAAUGUAUAUUAAUUAUUAAUAACUCCCUCACUCACUCCCCUUUUGUGCUUUUUGUUACAGUGCGAAUU
This is a messenger RNA of Scheffersomyces amazonensis, 5401 nucleotides long. RefSeq names its product CCR4-NOT core subunit (gene CDC39). Gene Ontology annotation, biological process: negative regulation of translation; nuclear-transcribed mRNA catabolic process, deadenylation-dependent decay. Gene Ontology annotation, cellular component: CCR4-NOT core complex; P-body. The coding region runs from base 223 to 5268 and encodes 1681 amino acids. NCBI's taxonomy places the organism in Eukaryota, Fungi, Ascomycota, Pichiomycetes, Serinales, Debaryomycetaceae. Gene Ontology annotation, molecular function: molecular adaptor activity. The transcript has a single exon. The record is from RefSeq and is a predicted model, not a curated record.